GCGGCUCGGCCUUCCGCUGCGCUCGGCUCCCGCAGGCGCUCGGCCCCGCGCCCCUCGGCCGCUGCCCCGCCGGUUGGACAGGGAAAAGCCCAUGGCUGGGCCCACCACCCACGUUGCCCCCAUGCUGUUCCUCGCCCUCCUCCUGCUACUGGAGCUGAGCCUGGCAGUCUCCCUGGGACCCGGAAGCUCUGCUCGGAACCUCCCGGAGAAUCACAUCGACCUCCCAGGCCCAGCACUGUGGACGCCCCAGACCAGCCACCACCGCCGGCAGGGCCUGGGCAAGAAGGAGCGUGGCCCAGGCACACCUGGCCGGGCCCAGGAUGGGGCUGUGGUUGCCACCACCAGGCAGGCCUCCAGGCUGCCAGGGGCAGGGGGGCUGCUGCCUGGGCAGAAUCCUGCAGGCCUGCUGCAUGACAAGGAUCUGCUCCUGGGGCUGACACUGCCCUACCCCGAGAAGCAGAGCCGGUCUCCAGGGUCAGAGAGGGUGAAGAAACGAGGCAGGGAGCACAAGAGCCGUAAGGAGAGGUUGAAACUGCACAGAGGCCGAGCCUUGGUCAGAGGUCCCAGCUCCCUGAUGAAGAAGGUGGAGCUCUCAGAAGACCAGGCCCCGGAUGCUGCGAUGGAGGAAUCCUCCACCAGCCUGGCCCCCACCAUACUCUACCUCACCACCUCUAAGGCAGCACCUGCCACAGAAGAGUCCCUGAUCCUGCCCGUCACAUCCCUGUGGCCCCAGGCUCAUCCCAGGCCUGACGGGGAGGUGAUGCCCACACUGGAUAUGGCCUUGUUUGACUGGACCGAUUAUGAAGACUUAAAGCCUGAGGUCUGGCCGUCUACGAAGAAGAAAGAGAAACACCGGGGCAAACUCUCCAGCGAUGGGAAUGAAACAUCACCGGCUGACGGGGAGCCCUGCGACCAUCACCAGGACUGCCUGCCAGGGACCUGCUGCGACCUCCGGGAGCAUCUCUGCACGCCCCACAACCGAGGCCUGAACAACAAAUGCUUUGACGACUGCAUGUGUGUGGAAGGGCUGCGCUGCUACGUCAAAUUCCACCGGAACCGCAGGGUCACCCGGAGAAAGGGGCGCUGCGUGGAGCCCGAAACGGCCAACGGCGACCAGGGAUCUUUCAUCAAUGUCUAG
Molecule: messenger RNA, 1138 nt
Organism: Mesoplodon densirostris (Blainville's beaked whale)
Lineage: Eukaryota; Metazoa; Chordata; Mammalia; Artiodactyla; Ziphiidae
Gene: DRAXIN
Product: dorsal inhibitory axon guidance protein
Exons: 7
Coding region: 92-1138 (348 amino acids)
Biological process (GO): axon guidance; Wnt signaling pathway
Cellular component (GO): extracellular region
Source: RefSeq, a predicted model, not a curated record